Molecule: messenger RNA, 2506 nt
Organism: Momordica charantia (bitter melon)
Lineage: Eukaryota; Viridiplantae; Streptophyta; Magnoliopsida; Cucurbitales; Cucurbitaceae
Source: RefSeq, a predicted model, not a curated record
AAAAAAUGGACAUAUCACAUCGAGGACUCCAAACUUGGAUCAUUCUUGGAAAAUGGAAAUAUUCCAAAUAACUCCUCCGCGCAAAUGGAACGAAAGUCCCGURUAGUCUACACCGCCGAUUUCUGUGCAAAUCGUGUUGAUUGAUACAAAUAAUAUAUGUGUGUUUCCUUUACGGCGCGUACAAGAUUUUUCCUCGAUUAUCUUCAUAUAGGACACGAUUUUCACAAGCUCCAAUUGGACGCAGGUAUGGCGGGAMAAAUCGAAGCCGUUCAGAAAACUGAAUGUAUGAAUCCAUUCUCAAGCGUUUUCUAAAUGGCACUCUGGAUUUCUCUUGAAUUUUUUGUGCGGCUGUGUUGAGGGAAUUUAGAUGGCUUAUAUGAACCAUUGCCUUAAUCUGAAAUCUGUAUUGGGCUGAAAUUUUGCGUCAGUAGUGAUCUAAAAGGGGGCUUCGAACACGUGAUUUAGCAAAUGACUGGUUUUCUUUCACUCUGAGAGGUAGAUGGUCUUUGUAGCUUUUUUUAUAGCUACUAUUGUGCUAAUUUUGUGAUUUAAUUGGCACUGGAAGAGAUGGCUGAAUUUGUUUGUGAAGAAAACUGUCGUGUGUUGUGAGAGCAAAUUGUGCAUUAAAAUGGGACCUCAUAUAGUUAGGUCCAUCGCAAAAAGAUACCAUCAUCUCAGUAUGGUUGUUAGAUGUAAAACAACAUCUUCCCAGUAUGUUGCAUCAAGAGCUAGAGAUCCAACAUUUGAGAAACUGAUGGAUAAGUACAAAAAUUUUCUCAAAGUGGUUGCAGUCCAAGACCUUAUCCUUGCUAAUCCAAGAAAUCAAUCAGUAUCUCUAGAUUUCCUCUCAAGGCUUUCCCAGAAGCUCCAUCUCAAUCGUGGGGCUCCCUCCUUCCUUCGCAAAUAUCCUCAUAUUUUCCACAUAUUCUAUGAUCCAAACAAAUCCCAGCCAUUUUGCAGAUUAACAGAUGCUGCCACCCUAAUAUUUCAUGAGGAAGCGGAUGCUAUCAACGCUUCAUUGCCUCAGGUUGUUGACAGAUUAGUCCGGCUUUUAUCAAUGUCGAAUUCUAAAAUGUUACCACUGCGUGCAAUUUACAAAGUAUGGAGGGAGCUUGGCCUUCCUGAUGAUUUUGAGGACUCUGUGAUAUACAAACACUCUCAUAUUUUUCAGCUCUGUGAUGCGCAUGAACCAAAUACUCAUUUUUUGAAGUUGGUCGAUGACAUUCCGAGAAAUCAUUUCAGAGCAGCUGUUGAGAAAUGGAGAGUUACUGAGUGUUGUAAAGAGGACUGCACCAUUGAUGAGACAGAAAUCAAGUACAGUUUUAAACAUAGCUGCCCUCCGGGGAUGCGGUUGAGAAAGAAUUUCAAGGCCAAGGUUAAGGAAUGGCAAAGGUGUCCAUAUACUGGACCAUAUGAGGGAAUAUUUGAAAACAAGUAUGGGAAUACUAGUAUGGCACUGGAAAAGCGAGCAGUUUCAAUUGUUCAUGAAUUCAUGACUUUGACUGUGGAAAAGAUGGUGGAAGUAGAGAAAAUCAGCCAUUUUAGGAAAUGGUUUGGCAUUGAACUAAAUAUAAGAGAUCUAUUCUUGGAUCAUCCUGGGAUAUUUUAUUUGUCAACCAAGGGAAAGAGACAUACUGUUUUUCUAAGAGAAGCUUACGAGAGGGGGUGUUUAAUAGAUCCAAAUCCAGUUUAUACUGUAAGGAGAAAACUCCUAGAUUUAGUUGUCAUGGGGCGUCGUGGUUUAUCUCAUAGCGGCUUAAGACAGAAGGUGAAUCAAAUUAACAGUGAAGAUGGUGACUUGCCUCUAGAUAACAAAURAAUGAAGGACAAUAUUUAUGUUCUUUCAACAAGUGUUUCAAAGCUUGUUAACGACCCUAGAGUUGGUGAAUUUAUUAUUGAGCGGUAUGAAGUAAUUUGUGAAACAUUGGCAUCAAUCUGAAAGCACAAGAAGAAUGCUUUAUUUUUUCCAUGGCGUUAUUCUGAGUGCAGAAAGCUGGAGGGAUUGCCCCUUCUUAAAUAAUAUAGAAAUGGGAGAAUGGGCUAUGUUGCUGCACCUUCUUACAGAUGUGAAUAUCAAUCUUUCAUCAGAGGGUUGAAGAGCAUGGAGAGCGAAUAAUUCAUCGAGUUAUGUUUCGAGARGUUUAAUGAGAAAUGACAAUGUUGACACAGGUAAUGCUAAUGGCACUGAGGCUGUAGAUUUAGGGAUGAUUUGGUGUUCUAGCAAAUUGCUUUACACUGAUCUAGUUUUGCUCGUGAUGUAAACUUCUGGYGACUAUUUUCAACACUAUUUUUGCACAGAUUUAGGCGGUUUUUAACAUUCUGGUGAUGCAAAAGCUUGAAUCAAAGUUGCUUUUCUUCCCCUCUAUUGUCGAAKUCUUCUUCAUAUUUUUGUUUCGAGCUUUUACUGCCAUAAAUUUGUUCGGUCUGUCUAAAGAUGAUGGAUCUGUAUUUUGCCAUGCAGCGUUUUUAUCCAGAGUUAUUUAGUCCCCGAGUAUUUAGAGUUGUA